AUGGCAGAGUCGAGGGCGGCAAAGCGUUUCUCAAAUACCGAUCAGGAGACUAAUGGAUUAGCCGAAGAACUCGGAAGGGGAUCAUUUGGAAUUGUCUAUAAAGGAACGAUCGUGAUAAACGAUUCAGAAAACAUACUUGCUGUAAAGAAAUUAGACAGAGUCACCGAAGAUUCCGAGAACGAAUUCAAAGCCGAGGUCGACAUAAUCGGAAGGACUCACCAUAAGAACUUAAUCCGUCUAAUUGGAUUCUGCAACGAGGGGCAGCACCGCCUCCUGGCCUACGAGUACAUGCCGAACGGAACCCUAGCCGCCGCCUUGUUCGUCGGCGCAAAACCAAGCUGGAAGCAGAGGACACAAAUGGCGACCGGCGUUGCCAAGGGCCUAUUAUACCUGCACGAAGAAUGCACAACUCAGAUAAUCCAUUGCGACAUAAAACCUCAGAACAUUCUCCUCGACGACCGUUACAACGCCCGAAUCUCCGACUUCGGAUUAGCCAAACUCCUAAGGAAAAACCAGAGCAAAACCCUAACGAACAUUAGGGGGACGAAGGGGUACGUGGCGCCGGAGUGGUUUCGGAGCUCGCAGGUGACGGCGAAGGUCGAUGUUUACAGCUUCGGAGUGCUGUUGUUGGAGAUUAUUACGUGUCGGAGAAGUGUGGAUCAGAAUAUGGAGUUUACAGAGGAGGAGAGUCCGAUUCUGGUGGAUUGGGUUUGGGAUUGCUUAGCCGGCGGGAAGGUGGAGAUCAUCGUCGGGAACGAGGCGGAGGCGCUGGCGGAUAGGGCGGCGCUGGAGAGGCUGGUGAAGGUGGGGCUUUGGUGUGUUCAGGAAGAUGUGUCGGUGAGGCCGAUGAUGAGGACGGCGUGUCUGAUGAUGGAAGGAGUGAUUGAUGUCCCAGUGCCGCCAUGUCCGUACAAUCAGAUCUCAAUUAAAUCUCAACCCUAA
This is a messenger RNA of Andrographis paniculata, 942 nucleotides long. RefSeq names its product G-type lectin S-receptor-like serine/threonine-protein kinase RLK1. Bases 1 to 942 code for a protein of 313 amino acids. The transcript has 2 exons. The record is from RefSeq and is a predicted model, not a curated record. Lineage: Eukaryota; Viridiplantae; Streptophyta; Magnoliopsida; Lamiales; Acanthaceae. Gene Ontology annotation, biological process: protein phosphorylation. Gene Ontology annotation, molecular function: protein kinase activity; ATP binding.